Hylaeus volcanicus is the source of this 430-nucleotide messenger RNA. Its product is annotated as histone H4. The record is from RefSeq and is a predicted model, not a curated record. Gene Ontology annotation, biological process: nucleosome assembly. The transcript has a single exon. NCBI's taxonomy places the organism in Eukaryota, Metazoa, Arthropoda, Insecta, Hymenoptera, Colletidae. Bases 72 to 383 code for a protein of 103 amino acids. Gene Ontology annotation, molecular function: protein heterodimerization activity; DNA binding; structural constituent of chromatin. Gene Ontology annotation, cellular component: nucleosome.
UUCGAGCAUCAGAAGUAAUUUGCUUUCGUACCACUGACAACUUGUAAGUUUCGCAUCCAGAGAAUUUCAAGAUGACUGGCCGUGGAAAGGGAGGAAAGGGAUUGGGAAAAGGAGGAGCGAAGCGUCACAGGAAGGUACUUCGUGAUAACAUCCAAGGUAUCACGAAGCCUGCCAUUCGUCGUUUGGCUCGUCGUGGCGGUGUAAAACGUAUUUCUGGCCUGAUUUAUGAAGAAACUCGUGGUGUUCUAAAAGUCUUCCUGGAAAACGUUAUUCGUGACGCGGUUACCUAUACCGAGCACGCAAAACGAAAGACUGUGACUGCCAUGGACGUAGUCUACGCUCUCAAGAGGCAAGGACGUACUCUGUAUGGUUUCGGAGGUUAAGGACAAAGUCUUCGACGUGCGACUAUCAACAAUCGGCCCUUUUCAGG